GCUCGGCGUGUGCGCGUUGUGUGUAUGUAUGUAUGCCUGCCUGCCUGCCUGCCUGCAUGCAGAGAGAGAGACCCAAAGUACGAGAGUUCCAGGAAGUCGCAGGUUUGAUCCAUCCUUGCAUUUGCCUAGGACUCACUCCAUGCUCUUGGGGAGAGGAAAAGAGCGCUCGCCUUUCUUCUGGUAACUUCCCAACAAAGAAGUAGCCCAAACAAAGGCUCUCUCUUUCCUCCUCCCCUCCUGCCUGUCUCCUUCCCACUGCGUGGAUCGGCGUGGGAAACUUCCUCCUUUAGUGGGAGAUGAUGAAGAACUUCGGGUGGCUGCUGGCGCUCUUGGCUGCUCUGAAGCUGCGGCUCCAGCUGGUGUUUGGCUCCAAAGGGAGAGCGAGAGAGAGGCCGCUUUGGAACUUCACUCUGCUGCUGCCUUUGGGAAGGAGCAGGCUUGGACUCUCCAAAAACCAGCAGGGGUUUGAGAUCUACCUGUGAAGCUUUGGGAGUAGUCAAGUCCUGCUGGAACAGAAAGGAAUUGCUUCACCCAUUCUGAAUUGAGUGCACAGGGGUUCACGCGUGCCGCAAACAUGCCUAUCUUGAAGCAACUGGUGACAAAUUCGGCCAACUCCAAGCGCCGCUCUCGGGCUGACUUGACUGCAGAGAUGAUCAGUGCUCCCCUUGGAGACUUCCGUCACACCAUGCACGUGGGCCGGGCUGGUGAUGCCUUUGGAGACACCUCCUUCCUCACCAGUAAGCCUGGUGAGGGUGAACAGGAGGCCACAGAGGAGGUGAGCUCCUCCUCCAAGCCCAGCUUGCUGUCACGCAAAUUCCGCAGCAGUAAACGGUCUCAGUCUGUGACGCGCGGUGACCGGCGGGACAUGUUGGGCUCACUGAGGGAUUCCGCUAUUUUUGUGAAGAACGCAGUCUCUCUGCCUCAGCUCACGGAGAAGGAAGUGGACAAGAGUGGUGGGAAACAGCUGCCCAAGAGCCUCUCCUCCAGCCCUGUCAAGAAAGUCCCUGAGGAGAAGACCCCUGAAGAGAAACAUAUGAAUGGCGCAGCUGCAGCCCCCAGCUCUGGUCCCCACAGUCCUGGCCUGGAAGAACGGGCCUUUGGUGACAUAACUGACUUGCCCCUGGUGGUACCCAAGAACAACUAUGGCAUGAAGCAUGCAGAGUCCAUCAUGUCUUUCCAUAUUGACUUGGGGCCCUCCAUGCUGGGGGAUGUCUUGAGCAUCAUGGAUAAGGACCCAUGGGAGCAAGAGGAUUCUGGUUACCAUGGUGCUGAAGAAACCCAAAGGGAUGCAGGCCCUGCAGAACCAUCAGCAACCCCCUGGCUUAGCCAGGAAAGCAAACUUCCACAGGAUUCCUUAGUUCAUCAUGAUGACACCAGAGCAGCAACUUACAGUCCUGGCUCAGCCCGUAGCAUUACAAGUCGUUUGACUAUGGACAGCAGCUCAAUCUCCAGCUGUGCCUCUGUUGGGGAGGAACAGCGUAGUUCAGCCCCUAGAGGACCCAACCAUGCCAUUCCAGAGGAUGCAAGGCAUGAUCCUCCUAAACAGUCAGACAAGGAAUUCUCUUUCAUGGAUGAGGAAGAUGAUGAGAUAAGAGUAUAAGGCAGGCGUUUUGAGCUGAGAAGUUGCUUUGACACAAGAAGGAAUAACUUGCAAGAGCUUUUGGAAUAAGUGGCAUUGCAGAAAAGUUGUCAAAUCCUUUGCCAGCUUUCUUACUAUUGACUGCCAUCAUUCCCUUAAGUGGGCUGUUGGAAAUAUAUAUAUUUUUAAUCCCUCUCUAAGUGGAGCAGUUUGUGGGGAGGGGAAGAGGGACCAAGUUGGAAAAUCACCUUUAAAUGGUCUGUUUAUUUUAUGAACCUGGAGUUGCCUAAAGGAAAUCACUCAAGGAUAUUUGGAGAAACUUUAUUUCUAGGAGAGAAUUCCAGUAUAAUCGAGUAGGAACUACUUUUUUUUAAAGGAGUUUGUUAACUUAUCUACUGCCCACUUAAAGCAAUACAGAGCUGAAAUACUACAAUAAAGCUCAAAAGCACUAGUUUCUGUAUUAAUAUAUAUACAUUUCAUUUUUACAUUUUUACUAGUAUGCAUCUUUUCCCCCCUGUUGUCCAGGAGAAUACCAUUCUGGACAUGGCACAACAUUUUAAGGAGGUUGUACAUUUGUAAAGAGCAAAAACAGGGGAGCUUGAAAUAACCAGAUCUUCCAAAUAUACGUUUGGAUGCUAAUAGUUCUCUCCCUGUGGGCAGGCCUCUGGAAAGAUCUACCAACCCUGGAAUUUCAGCUAGACAUUUGUGUCUCUAAAAAACAAAAAUCAGAACUAGCAAAUCAUUGGGGAACACAGAUGGGGGGGAAAGAUUAUCUUUUGCAUUUUACCUUGGGACCCUCUUUUGUUCCAUCGGGGCUCUCUGUGUGAGAAUAGUAAAAAUGCAAGCAUUUCUGGAAUCAAGCCACUGAUUGCUCCCCUGCUCCUAAACAAAUGUUUCACCUUUGGUGACAAGGUUCUUCAUAGUGGCAUACCUUUUUGGAGGUACUUUGCUUAUCUGAUGCUGUUUGGAAUUUCCCGGUGUGAGAUGAAUGCCAAGGGUGGUGGCCAGUCGAAGUCAAAACUUUGCUCUGUCUACUCUCUCGCUGCCCCAAUCUCUCCUUCCCUCCACCCUGCUCCCUCCCCAGGCUCUUUCUCCUUGUGUAAGUCCGGCUGGGUUUGGCUGCUGAUGUGCAAAUCUGGAACCCACGCAGAUCCUAGCACAGCCCACUCACCUAACCCCACUUUUAAGCCCAGUCUGUAACUGAGGUUAGGGCGCGUGUGUGUCCUUAACCCCGGCACUGGGAUCGUGUGUGUGCUCGGGCUGCUUGCAGCCCGAACACACACACACAAGCAGGCCCCUAGCGCACCUGUCUCACAGGGGUAUCCACCAAUGCACCAUGCUUGUCGUGCUGUGCAUUGUGGGAUAUGUAGAUGCUGGGAUGCAUUGCCCUGGCCUACAAAGUUCCGUGCUGCAUGCAGCAACGUGGCUCAUGUGGGAGUGCAAUCCUUAGGGUGUCCUGAGAGAUGUUUGUGUUGCUAGAGUGACCAAUGGGGGCUGUUGGAAGAAUGUGGCUUGCCUGAAUUUCUGCAGAUCUAAACUGAGAGACCAGAAGUAGCCAAACAUAAUGCCAUUUCAUCCUUUCUUAAUUGAGAUUCUAGAAUGUCAGCAAGGCUGACGAAAGCACAAAGACCCAAGUACUUCAUCUUCCAGGAACAAGGAAGACAUUGCGCUGCUUCGUUUCCUUCCCAUUGAAACUGCUUUUCAGGCCCUCAUUCUCGGUUUAUUUGAGAGGUGUUCCUGUCAUUACUAUCUCCCAACCUUCCUUUCCUCCCUCCCCACCCACCCCACUUUCCUUCUUUUUUGUGCCUUGCUUCACAUUUUGCUGGGCAUUAAACACUAACUUUUUUGCUUUUUUUAAAAAAUGUUUUGUUUAUAUUUGAUGUCCCCACCCUUUGGAGAGUAGUCUUUCCCCCUCUCUUGGAUUGUGACUUUGUUGCGUGUGUACAGGUAUUUGUUCGGUGCACCUGAUGGAGUACUUUUAAAAAACUGAAGUAUGUUUUAAAAUGCAAAGGAAUUAAAAUCUAGUGAAAAAUUG
Hemicordylus capensis (graceful crag lizard) is the source of this 3614-nucleotide messenger RNA. RefSeq names its product CDC42 effector protein 4 (gene CDC42EP4). The transcript has 2 exons. Lineage: Eukaryota; Metazoa; Chordata; Lepidosauria; Squamata; Cordylidae. The record is from RefSeq and is a predicted model, not a curated record. The coding region runs from base 575 to 1600 and encodes 341 amino acids.